Iphiclides podalirius (scarce swallowtail) is the source of this 810-nucleotide messenger RNA. NCBI's taxonomy places the organism in Eukaryota, Metazoa, Arthropoda, Insecta, Lepidoptera, Papilionidae. The record is from the annotation of a GenBank genome assembly.
AUGGAGUCGAAACGCAAGUCGACGAUACAAAUCGAAGCGCUACAUUUUGCCGAGCCCAAGACUUACAAUGUCUUCAGUCAAGCACGUCGGCCUCAGAAACCAUACGGACGCCGUCACUGCAAACGUGGUUGUAUUCUCUUUAUUGUCUUUGACGGCAAACAGCAACUUCCAGGAGCCUCAACAAGUACUGAGUUCGACAUGCCGAUAAUAGUGUUCAAAUAUUUCCGCGUGAAGGCGUUAGGCGAGGGGGGGCGUAUGUUGCUCGCGUACGGCGGUCAAGAGUUCGUCGACCACAGAGUCUCAGACCAAGAGUGGCCUACUUUAAAACCAACGACACCGUUUGGUCAGCUGCCCGUGUUGGAGGUCGACGGCAAGCAAUACGCUCAGAGCAUGGCGAUUUACCGCUACUUGGGCAGAAGGUUCGGUCUCGCCGGCGAUGACGUGGAAGAGGAGUACCUAAUCGACCAGGCGGUGGAGUUCUACAAUGAACUACGCUUAAAGGCCUCAGCAGUAUACCACGAGUCCGACAAGAUUAUCAAAGCCAAGAUGCACGAUGACCUGAUGAAGAACUAUUACCCAUUCAUGCUCAAGAAACUGGAUGACGUAAUGAGUGAGAACAACGGAUAUCUUGCCGCGGGAAAGUUAACAUGGGCCGAUUUCCUAUUCGCCGGUAUGUAUGACUGCCUGAAGAUGGUGUUAAAAUUGCCCGACCUGGACGUCAGAUAUCCGAGUUUCAAGAAUCUUCAUCGCAGGGUCUUGUCCCUACCUGGAGUCGACGAGUACUGCAAGAAAGCGCCUCAUAGCGAAUUU